Adineta ricciae is the source of this 345-nucleotide messenger RNA. The record is from the annotation of a GenBank genome assembly. NCBI's taxonomy places the organism in Eukaryota, Metazoa, Rotifera, Eurotatoria, Adinetida, Adinetidae.
AUGCACGAUGAAGCUCCUGCCAAUUCAGAUGAUUUAGAAAGGCAAGCUACUUUCUUUCGGUCUAUUCUACAGUACGCUCUUCAUUUUUCGUCGCACUCGCCCAUUUUCGCUUUGAAUUAUACAAAAGAUGAUGCUCUAUUAUUGAACAUCAAUUAUCAACCUAAACCCUCCUACUUUCAAGCACAAGAAGAAUUGGCUCGGGUUAUUCACGAUGGUGUUUAUCGUUUAACAUCCAAAACUCAACUUGAUAAAUAUCUCGGCACUCUUAACAACGGAUCGACGACAAGUGUGAAGCUUUUCACCGGAAAUUGUGAUGGACUAAAUCAAAAAUGGGCUGUGACAUAG